Messenger RNA from Rhagoletis pomonella (apple maggot), 875 nucleotides. Its product is annotated as rho-related BTB domain-containing protein 1-like. Bases 456 to 875 code for a protein of 139 amino acids. The transcript is spliced from 4 exons. The record is from RefSeq and is a predicted model, not a curated record. Lineage: Eukaryota; Metazoa; Arthropoda; Insecta; Diptera; Tephritidae. Gene Ontology annotation, biological process: small GTPase-mediated signal transduction. Gene Ontology annotation, molecular function: GTP binding; GTPase activity.
GCUAAUUACUCAACUACUUUGUAAGUGCAUACGUACAUACAUACGUACGUUCGUCGUCAUCCUGCCUGCCCAUUAUUAGCCUGCCUGCAAUUACAAAAUAAAAAUAAAAACAGAAACACAAAAAAAAGGAGAAAAAUCUGUUAUAAAUAGUAGUCAAAUAACUACUCAGCCAACGACAAAAGCAACAACAUCCGACUCAGAAGCGCUUCAAUCAAUUCAAUUCAGCCAUCAAUUCAUCUAUUCAUAGCCGUAUUCUACUUGGACGAGUACGCGUUUAAAUAGUGUGCGUGCGCGCCUAGUGCUGGCUGUCCAUCUUGUCUAUACUUGUAGUAACAUUCGCGACUACUCUUUCAACUCACUCGCAUUUGCGACCUUCAGAUCGCAAAAACUUUGGCAUUUAUUGCCAUUAGCCAGCUUCUUUGUCCACAGUUCGUCGUUAAACGUGCAAUGGCAACAUGGAUAACGAGCAGCCUCAUCAGGAAUUAGUCAAGUGUGUUUUGGUCGGUGAUACUGCCGUGGGGAAGACACGUUUAAUUUGCGCACGCGCAUGCAAUAAGCAUGUUUCGCUGUCACAGCUGCUAUCGACACAUGUGCCUACAGUGUGGGCCAUCGAUCAGUAUCGAAUCUAUAAGGAUGUGCUUGAGCGCUCCUGGGAGGUAGUGGAUGGUGUAAAUGUCUCGUUACGACUCUGGGAUACAUUUGGUGAUCAUGACAAGGACCGAAGAUUCGCUUAUGGACGGUCAGAUGUCGUACUGCUAUGCUUCUCCAUUGCCAGCCCAAUAUCGUUGCGCAAUUGCAAGGCUAUGUGGUAUCCGGAAAUACGCCGUUUCUGUCCAGACGUACCCGUCAUAUUGGUAGGAUGCAUUAUGGGUUGA